This is a messenger RNA of Anopheles maculipalpis, 1186 nucleotides long. RefSeq lists its product as uncharacterized. Bases 1 to 1164 code for a protein of 387 amino acids. Lineage: Eukaryota; Metazoa; Arthropoda; Insecta; Diptera; Culicidae. The transcript is spliced from 2 exons. The record is from RefSeq and is a predicted model, not a curated record.
AUGCUAACCUAUCCAAACCAUGCAUCAACACCAAUACCGAAAAAGCGGAGUGCUCCGGUACCGCUGAUGAAUCUGGAAAAUGGUUCAGAAGUCUCGGCUGCUAAAAAGAAGCUCGUACUGGAAUGUGACACAACGCCGUUGGCAUCUUCCCGCACAUGUCUGUCAACUUCAACAUUAUCGACACCUGGCCGAAUGGUAUCUACAUCUCGGAUACAUAUCACGCGUGGAAUACAGACGAUUCGGCCGGAAACGACGAACCGCUACUGUCAGGUGUCGGUUGCUCGCAUCCGCAAACCGACCACUACCCAACACGUGCAAACGGAGGAAUGGAUAGCACCACCAGCGGUAUCCUUUAAUGAAAUGGGGUGUCAAACAGAUGGACCACUACUUCUGCCUAACACUUGUGUAGCCACAACGCAAACCGAUUCGAUACCGAAUCGAGACCCGGUACAGCGUGAUGAAGCCAGCUGCCAGACGGACAUGCUGGAAGAACAGCCAGAAGAGCAUCAGGAACAGCUUAAGCCUGUUGAGCUGGAUGAACCGGAGAGGCAUGGAACCGCGCGCGAAUCCAUAACAAACAUGUUGAACGAUUUUGCCAAACAAUACGGUAUCGAUCUGCAGUCACCUGCCAAGAAGAAGAAAGCGAAAUCCAACAGCAAGAAGAAAGAGAUUGAGCAUCUUCAGGAAUGUCUGGCGAACAAAACGUACAAGGCGAUGGCAUCGAAAGUGGAUGAAAAAAUGGGACAAAUUCUAGAGCAGCAUAUGGCGCAGUACGGGCGUGAGACGGUGGCCAGUCGCGAACGAUUGAUCAGAUGGACGAAGUCCUUCAUACGACGCCAGCAACAACAAAACCGAGCGGCAGCGAGCACCGCUCCCUCGCGUAAGAUUGUAUUGGUUCGCAAAAUUGUCACGCCCGCUUCGAAGCGACCAUCGGUGGAGGACAAAGGUGUGCAGUGCGUAGCGGAAGUAGAAACGAUUAGGAUUACUGUCGGUACGCAGUGGCAGCGGCAAAAACCAAUGGUUCCAGAGAUUCGAUGCGCCAAACGAAACUGUCCAGCUACGCCAAAGAACUGGCCGCUGGCGAAAACAUCCAAGGAAGGCAACCACGGCAACGAAAACAACAAGGAGAAUAUUCCUCCAAAUCACCAAAAUCAGCCACUGUAACAGCAAAUCCUUCCUCAUCGUC